GCUUGGACUUGUUGCAGUGGAAAAAUCCUGGACUAGCAGCAGAGCCAAAUCUCCGUCAACAAGAACAAGUACCUACUACCCAUUCAGACGGCCUCUCGAUCGAUCAUCUGAUCUGAUCACCACUGGAAGGUAGCUACUUUCUUCUUCACAAGACAUGCAGCUUGGCCCAUGGCCAUAGACAUCCAUGGUUGCUGAUCGGAGUUCAUUAGUUAGCUUGGCCGCCAUGGCUAAACCCAUCGAUCUUCUGCUGCUAGCACUCACCACGUGCACGCUUGUUUCGUCGCUGGCGGUGUCAGGCGCGCAGAACACAAACAUCACCUCGGGGGCCUCCCUGCAGGCCGGCGCCGGCGCCGCCUGGCCCUCCCCGUCCGGCCGCUUCGCUUUCGGCUUCUACGCCACGGACGGGGGCCUCGCCGUCGGCGUCUGGCUCGCCACCGCGCCCAACGUCACCGUCACGUGGACGGCCGGCCGCAACGACACGCCGGCCACGGGCGGCAAGCUCUGGAUCACCUACGACGGCCGCCUCGUCUGGAGCGGCACCGACGGCGGCCAGGACAGGAGCGUCGCCGUGCCGGACCAGCCGGCAGCCGCCGCGGCCAUGCGCGACGACGGCAGCUUCGUGCUCUACGGCGCCAACGGGACCGUCGUGUGGUCCACCUUCGCGGCGCCCACGGACACCCUGCUCCCCGGGCAGGAACUCGCGCCCGGCGCGCAGCUCUUCUCCAGCGUCUCCGCCACCAACAGGGCAACCGGGAGGUACCGCCUGACCAACCAGGCCAACGACGGCAACCUCGUCAUGUACCCCGUGCAGACGGAGAACGUUGCGGCCGCCGCGUACUGGGACACCAGCACGUUCCAGAUCGGGUUCCCCCUCACCCUGCGCCUCAAUGCCGCCGGCGUGCUCUACCUCACCGGCAACAGCGGCAACUACACCAAGAACCUGACCAAUCCUGGGGCUGCGCAAUCGGCCGGCGAGAAGCAAGUCUUCUACCGGGUCACGCUCGAUCCCGACGGAGUCCUGCGCCUGUACCGCCACGCCGUCGCGUCCUCCGGCGCGUGGAGGACCGAGGUCCAGUGGAUCGGGCCCAGCGACCGGUGCCGCGUCAAGGGCGCGUGCGGGCUCAACAGCUACUGCGUCCUCGAUCGCGACGCGCAGCCCGGCUGCGCGUGCCCGCAGGGGUUCGACUUCAUCGACGCCAGCAACGCCGCGCUGGGAUGCACCGAGACCUCCGGCGCCGGCGACUGCGCUGCCGCAGCAGGUUUGACCAUGGCAAUGGCAGCGAUGCAGAACAUGACGUGGGCGGACACGCCGUACGCUGUGGUGGGCGCGGGCACGAGCGCGGCCGACUGCCAGGCCGCGUGCAGGGCCGACUGCCUCUGCGCCGCCGUGCUGCUCAACGGCAACGACGGGACCUGCACCAAGCAGCAGCUCCCGCUCCGGUACGGCCGCGCGGGCGGCGGGUACACGCUGUUCGUGAAAAAUGCCGCGGCGGGGACGGUGAACCUCGGCGGUCGUAAGGGACGCGGCCGCGUCGGGCGCGCGGCCACCGUCGCGCUGGUCUGCAUCGGGCUCCUGACGUGCGUGUCUCUGGGCGCGCUCCUGGCGGCCGGGCGGCUGGUCUGGGCGAGCCGGAGGGCCGCGCACCGGCGCCUGGCGGACGCGGACGCCGAGGCCCUGGACGAAGAGGAGGCGCCCCUGAGCCUGAGGUCGUACAGCUACCAGGAGCUGGAGCACGCGACGUGCAGCUUCCGGGAGCCGCUGGGCCGCGGCGCGUUCGGCACGGUGUUCCGGGGCACGCUGCACGACGGCGAGACGGCCAUCGCCGUGAAGCGGCUGGAGAAGGUGGUGGAGGAGGGCGAGCGCGAGUUCCAGCGGGAGGUGCGCGCCAUCGGGCGGACGAGCCACCGGAACCUGGUCCGGCUGCUGGGGUUCUGCCACGAGGGCGCCAACCGGCUGCUGGUGUACGAGUACAUGAGCAACGGGUCCCUGGCGGAGCGCCUGUUCGUCAACAACAAGGGCGGCGGCGGCUACCCGUCGUGGGGCGAGCGCGUGGGCGUCGCGCUGGACGUGGCGCGCGGGCUGCACUACCUCCACGACGAGCUGGAGAGCCGCGUGAUCCACUGCGACGUGAAGCCGCAGAACAUCCUGAUGGACGCGUCGGGGACGGCCAAGAUCGCCGACUUCGGGCUCGCCAAGCUGCUGCUCCCGGACCAGACGCGGACCUUCACGGGGGUGCGCGGCACGCGCGGGUACCUGGCCCCCGAGUGGUACCGCGGCGCCGGGCCCGUGACGGUGAAGGCGGACGUGUACAGCUACGGCGUGGUGCUGCUGGAGGUCGUGACGUGCCGCCGGAGCAUGGAGCUGGAGGAGGCCGGCGAGGAGCGGACGCUCAUGGAGCUGGCGCACGAGUGGCUGCUGAGAGGGGAGGUGAAGCGGGUGAUGGGCGGCGACGAGGCCGUGGAUGCGGCGGAGGUGGAGAGGGUGGUGAAGGUGGCGAUGUGGUGUGCGCAGGCGGAGCCGCAGGCCAGGCCGGCUAUGAGGACCGUCAUCCUCAUGCUGGAAGGCUACGUGGAGGUGCCGUUCCCGCCGCCGCCGGCAUCGUCCUGAUGGCGAUGGAUCAUCCCGUCCCGUGGGUUGGAGAAUGGAGAUGGAGUAGUAAGUACGGAGUAGAUUCUAACACAACAGUCGUGGACGACGGCGCUACAGCGCACACCCCGGCGAUGUCGGCGGCUUUAACUGGGUUCGCUCAAUUCGGGCCCAAAUAAAACGAUCUGGAU
Molecule: messenger RNA, 2778 nt
Organism: Setaria italica (foxtail millet)
Lineage: Eukaryota; Viridiplantae; Streptophyta; Magnoliopsida; Poales; Poaceae
Product: G-type lectin S-receptor-like serine/threonine-protein kinase LECRK1
Exons: 1
Coding region: 185-2608 (807 amino acids)
Biological process (GO): recognition of pollen; protein phosphorylation
Molecular function (GO): protein serine/threonine kinase activity; ATP binding
Source: RefSeq, a predicted model, not a curated record